UGCUGCUGCGUCCUCGUUUACGGAACUUUUGCGAGGUCAUUAACGGUGGGAGCCACAGAGAUAUGCACUUCUCUCAGCCUCUCAUUCAACGAGCUGAACGCUAUCUGCUUGCUUUAUAGCCAUAUCAAGAGUGACUGAAGAAGGUAAGUACCCGCUGAUCUUAUUGUGUGCUGACCGGGCUCCAUCUGGACACUCUAUGGGAGGCUCUACACGAUUACUCAAGAAAAGGUGGAGACACGACAUAUUUGGGAAGGACAGACGGCCGAUUGAGAAACCCUGGAUCCAAGGAAUACGAGACAUAAUCCGCGACGAGGGGAUCCGAGAAACCACCCCUCAGGAUGGCACCGACGCAGGUGCGCAAGAGGAUCUCUACACGGACAAUGGCAUGUCCGCAUUCAUCGAACUUUACGCAACUCCACAAUCAAAGGCAAAAGAACUAGUUGAGUUUUGCGAAGGAUUUUCUCUGGACCACCCCGAUCACAUAUCAGAAGGUCAGCCUGCUACAGCCUGGCUGGAUGACACAUGUUUCAGGCCACAGGAUUCGCAGACAUUGGGUCCCACUUCCGAUCGCCUCUGUAGGCGCUAUCCUGGAUUCCUCACACCACUUAUGCUGAGACAUUAUCUAAAACAAGAGCGAUUUGACCAUAAAUCUGAGCCUGAUGCGGAUAGACGUCUGAUAGCAAUAGCAGACCUAAAUCCGCUAUACAUGCUUGUGCUUGCCGAAACGGCACCUGGCCAUCAAGUUGACGCCCUUGCGGAUGCGCUGUGGAAGCACUUUGCCUUACAAACAUCCUUACGAUGCCAGACUGUUCUUAAAGGAUACGCAGUAUACAAGCUGGAACUGCACAUUCCGUACUACCCGUUGCGUAAAUACGAUAUGAACACUACACCGGCCUCACCUCCAAUGGGAAAACAGCACAGGAAAUGGAGAGACUUGACUUUCCUAAUCAAUGGCUCUUUCAAACCUCAGAAAGAGCUCACCGGGAUCCACGACGCCCACAUCUCGAUUGUUAUAUGUGGCACAGACGAAAAACGCUGGAUUGCUUACUCUUUCGUCGACAGUUACUUCGACGACGGUGAUGAAAUGGGCAGUGACGAGUUCUCUCAUGUCGUCGCCAUGGCUGACCAGAUUGCUGGGUGUGGCAACUAUGGAAUGCCAAUCAACGCAAACAAUCCGAUAUGGGAUCCUCUCCUCUAUUUCUCGAAAGUGGCCUGCAUCAGAAUGCGCCAGGUCGAGGAAACUUGGGCGGAUCUCGUGCGGAGAGUAGAAAAUGGCGUCCGGGACUUCAUUGAUGCCCAUCCAUCCAGCUCGCAUCAGGGAAAAGUAAUACAGAGUGGGGACGAAGAGGCCAUGGAUGUGUUUCUGUGGAUUUCCAGAGCAAUGGAGAGCAUCGCUUCUCUGCUCAAGGUCCUGCAAUCCACGAAUAGAGUCUGGACGCAAUUCUCAGCGAAUGGUGAUCUGGAUUAUUUCGAUCGCCAGGGCUUCGUGCCGCAGGAGACUCAAACUGACGUCGAAGCUCACCUUCAAGAGCUUGCGGAAAUAUUUGCACAGUUCAAGGACCAUGAAGACAGGCUGAAGGAUCUCAUUCGGCAAUGCGAACUAUAUGGCGACACGCGCCUUUGGACGCUCCAACUGACUGCUGUGGGCAGUAAAGCCGCACAAAGAAACGAGGCCGCCGCCUACUUGAACAUACUUGCGGUAGCUCCUCUACAAGUGGCCUGCAACUUACUCGCUAUACCUGCGAGUGUUCCGCUUCUCAAGCAGGACUGGAAAUCCCUUGUUACAUUGAUCCUAAUUAUGGUCAUAGGUCUCCAGAUCUUGCAAUACUUGCUGUAUCUGGUCAAGGAUCGUAUACCAUGGCAGCGCUGGCGGCGGCGGCUCAUUGAGCAAUUACCGACUAUCAAUCUCAACCUCGGGAUGGUUUUGAAGAUUUUGGCUCGACUUUAUGAGACGGACAAACUUCGAAGACCAACAACACGGAGAGCUACGGAGGAAACUCUUGUCAACACUCGCGAGUCAAUGCCGGUUUGAACGCAGCUGCAAACUUUGGUUGCCGUAUAAUAAUAUGAGGAGAUAUAAAACUUCACCAUCGCGAGACCUGGAUUCAUCUUCCUGGGCGGUUCAUGUUCCAUGUGUAACAAGGCCAGGUCCCACGGUCGGAGUCUCAGGUCGCAUUCAGCAGCACAAUCUGCCGAAGGGUCUUCCGGAGGCGCAAAGUUGGACCGCAAGGCAACGGGCCAGCCUUGGCAGAAUACAUGUGUAUCCAUGAACAGUCGUUAGAAUGUGUGCCCUGGCAAUCGAGGAGGUGGGCACAUGGUCGCUAC
This is a messenger RNA of Westerdykella ornata, 2325 nucleotides long. RefSeq lists its product as uncharacterized. The transcript has 5 exons. Bases 197 to 2032 code for a protein of 611 amino acids. Lineage: Eukaryota; Fungi; Ascomycota; Dothideomycetes; Pleosporales; Sporormiaceae. The record is from RefSeq and is a predicted model, not a curated record.